Molecule: messenger RNA, 763 nt
Organism: Oppia nitens
Lineage: Eukaryota; Metazoa; Arthropoda; Arachnida; Sarcoptiformes; Oppiidae
Product: transcription factor GATA-4-like
Exons: 4
Coding region: 53-763 (236 amino acids)
Biological process (GO): negative regulation of transcription by RNA polymerase II; cell fate commitment; positive regulation of transcription by RNA polymerase II
Molecular function (GO): DNA-binding transcription factor activity, RNA polymerase II-specific; RNA polymerase II cis-regulatory region sequence-specific DNA binding; zinc ion binding
Source: RefSeq, a predicted model, not a curated record
UGGUGUUGUUGGUGUUGGCAGUCACGGCCUGUCGCCGCAUCCGCCAUCGUCAAUGGCUCCGCCCUCAUAUGCCGCUCACUUUAGCGAAGGCCGCGAGUGUGUCAACUGUGGCGCUAUAUCGACACCGUUGUGGCGCAGGGAUGGCACCGGACACUACCUGUGCAAUGCUUGCGGAUUGUAUCAUAAGAUGAACGGCGCGCGUAGGCCUCUCAUCAAACCUCAGAGAAGACUAGCAGCCAGUCGUCGAUUAGGUCUGUGCUGUUCAAACUGUGGCACAACAACGACAACACUGUGGCGCAGGAAUAAUGAGGGCGAACCUGUCUGUAACGCCUGUGGCCUAUACUAUAAGCUCCAUAACGUGAACCGUCCGCUUGCUAUGCGUAAGGAAGGCAUACAAACACGCAAACGAAAGCCUAAACAAAAUAAUAGCUCACAAAUCAAUGCUGGCAAUCAUCAUCAUCAGCAUCAUAAUCAUUGUAAAAGUGAGACAACAAAACACAACAACAACAACAACGAUAUCAAUGACAGAGAUAUGUCAUCAACGGAUGAUGAGAUGACUACCAGAUCACACCUAAUGUUAAGACACGGUUUAGCCGGCGGUGAUCAUCCGAUUGUCGAUCCUAUAUCAGCUGCCAAUCAUUUUGUUAACCACAAUGUUGUUGGUGUCAAUCAUAAUAAUAAUAAUAAUCAUAAUCACAAUCAUAGUCAAUGGUCAGCGGUGGUGGUACCAUCAAAUCGGGACAGUAUUUCAUCGCCAAAAUAA